AUGUCGUAUCGAUUAUUUCAAUUAUUAUUCUUAUUAGGAAUAUUUAUUAUUUAUUCAUUUGAAUGGGAUAUUGUAUUGAAUUUAGACGACAGCGAUAAACUUUUAUGUUAUUCAUGUAAAGGUAGUGAGUGUGGACAAAUAACAAAUAAUGAUGCACAUAAAAUUCUUUGCAAUAAAAGAACACAAUUAUGUUGGGCUGGUUUUAUGGAUCAUCAACCUUAUAGGACAUGUGCUAAUCGUCAUUGUACACCACAUGAUUUUUCACUUGAUAGUCAUGUUAGUAUUGAAACAUGUUGUCAUUCAGAUUUAUGCAAUUCAAUUUUACUGUCUGCGCCAACAUCAGAUAGAUCACACAAGAAAACUUCACCAUGGACUGUUACUGAGACAUCUUCUAGUACACGAACAGUGUCAACCACCAGCACAUAUAUAAAGAAACAUACAACAACGACAGAUUCAUACAAGGAUGAAGACGAAGAUGAAAAUGGUUCUAAAUUAAAACUCAACAAAAGUGAUCCGAAUAGUUUUGGUGUUAAUUGGGAACGUCUAUCAUAUGAUAAAGGCUUUAGUAAUCGCAUAGCAUCAAUAAGUAGUAUUCUACUUUUUUUAACGCCACUUUUAUUAGUUAUAAUUUUGUAA
Rotaria sp. Silwood2 is the source of this 636-nucleotide messenger RNA. The record is from the annotation of a GenBank genome assembly. NCBI's taxonomy places the organism in Eukaryota, Metazoa, Rotifera, Eurotatoria, Philodinida, Philodinidae.